Molecule: messenger RNA, 887 nt
Organism: Saprolegnia diclina VS20
Lineage: Eukaryota; Oomycota; Saprolegniomycetes; Saprolegniales; Saprolegniaceae
Exons: 3
Coding region: 10-789 (259 amino acids)
Biological process (GO): signal transduction
Source: RefSeq, a predicted model, not a curated record
GUCGCCGUCAUGGCGCAGACGACCGAAAUGACGGACGAGCUGCAAGUGUACCUCUGGAGCCGCCAACUCGUGGACUUUCGGCCGGCCAUUGUGUCUGCCUCGGAAGGACCCGUCGUUGUCGACAACAUCAUCUACAACCAGCAGCUCGCAUCACUUCUCGACGGCCUCCGCAACGAAGUGGAGCUCCGGCGCAUGGAUCGACCUGCUGCGUCAGUGAAGCGGUCGACGUUGCUUGUGCGCCAAGCCAGCAUGCGACACCCCGUGGUCGAAGCCAUUGCGUCUCGCUUUGUAUUUAUUAGCCACGGCAACUGCCACCUCGAGUUUGCGCGGCGUCUCAAGUCGGCGCUGUGGGACCAAGGGGUCUUUGCCUACAUUGAGCACGAGCACGCGGGCUUGAGCAUCAACGACGCGAUCCUCAAGUGCGACGCGUUCAUCCCCGUUUUUUCGGAAGCGUCCUGCGUCUCGGACGUCUUUUCCGACCAACUCUCGUUUGCCGAGAACCGCGAGAAGCGUAUUGUGCCGGUGCUAUUUUCACCCAACUUUUUCCGCCUCGCGCACCUGUACUCGCUCUCGUUGCACAAGUCAGUCGUGCACUUUAACGAAGCCAUUGGGUUCCAAGAGAGCCUCGACCACCUCUUUGCGGCGUACCCCUGGAUUCAAGCCAACGACAGCGUCGAACUCGAUUUGGACAGCGACGGCAGCGAGCACGAAAAGCCACCAGUGUCAGAAGCUCGCAAUCACACGGGCGUCGUACCACUCACAAAGGAAUCGGUGGUCUCGUCCUCUUGACCUCUAAAAAUGAAUGUGGUCGAAUGACAACGUAAAAUGUGGUCGACGCGCGUAUCUCCAAAUGUGAUUUUAUUUACAAUAUGCCUGAUUUCAUGCAA